Messenger RNA from Verticillium nonalfalfae, 1746 nucleotides. RefSeq lists its product as uncharacterized. The record is from RefSeq and is a predicted model, not a curated record. Gene Ontology annotation, molecular function: DNA-binding transcription factor activity. The transcript has a single exon. Bases 1 to 1746 code for a protein of 581 amino acids. NCBI's taxonomy places the organism in Eukaryota, Fungi, Ascomycota, Sordariomycetes, Glomerellales, Plectosphaerellaceae.
AUGUUCCGUCUUGAUAGGCGACUCACGCAGGGCCCCUUCUACCCCGAACACCAGGACUACGGUCAGAAUCAGGCCUCUCCCACCGAGGAUGCCCUGAACUUUGAUAUGACACCACCAAUCGAUCCGAAUCUUGAGCAAGGCCUGACAACUCACCUGGGGACCGUGUCAUGGCCAGGUGUACACACCCAUCAGCUCCAGCAAUACAUGGUCGGACCGUCAACCUCUUUCUUUGCCCUCGGCCAGUUCCAGGCCAACUACGCGUAUGCCCAGCAUGAUGUGAAUCCACUUCCACCCGUCUCACAGGGCCGCCAUGGCUCUCCCUUUUCCCAGCACCACUCUUCUUCUUGCAGCGACUCACUGAGUCCACCUACCGAAAUCGAUGUUCUGCCCUCCACGCCCCCCGACAUGUCAGCGGCAUCUCCAUUCUCGCAGACCAGCAAAUUCCAGCCGUCUUGGGAUGUGCAGCAGUCGUGCCUGUACACCAUAACAGGGAUCGUCCCGACGCAAGACAAUCCCUAUGUCAACCUACUGAACGUCAACCCCUCCCAGAGUAUCUUUGAGAACGAGAAGGCCCCUGAAUACGAUGGCUCCAUGGCUCUUAGCUUCAGCAGCGCCGGGUCGCAAUCAGAGAUGGAAGUGCAAGUCAAGGACGAGAUUUUCGUUGCGCAUUCCCAGUCUCAGCCUACCUACCCCGACCCCGACUUCGAGGAGCGCGAUCAGUCCGAGCUCGAGGCAGAGGAGACGAUACUGAAACACGAGGACGAGGACAAGGAGUGGACACCCCAUUCUUCCAGGAAACGGACACGCAGUGACGCAAACAAGGCUCAGUAUGUCGCCACGCGACCUGCGCGGAAGCGUUCCAAGGCGCAUGCUCUGCCACGCGCAGUUCCGUCAAAGUCGAGCUACGAGGCGCCUCAUUCGACGAAGCAUGCAUUGUCGUGCGAGGCUUGCGCCCAGGGGCCGUUCCGAGACGAGGCGGCGCUGCAGAAGCACAUGAAAGGCAAACAUAUCCGCCCCUUUGUUUGCAUCUUCAAUUUUGCUGGCUGUUCAUCGAGUUUUCCCAGUAAAAAUGAGUGGAAGCGUCACGUUGUCACACAGCACCUGGCCCUGAGCUUUUGGCACUGCAAACAAGACGCCUGCGAGAGCUGCACCAACCCGUCCUCCCCUUCUCAACAGGCUUCCCCUGCCACCGACACCCCUUCGCUGCUGCCUCGUGGUGCCAUCUUCAACCGCAAAGACCUCUACACCCAGCAUGUGCGCCGCAUGCAUGCCCCCCCUCCCAUCGCCAAGGCUCUGCGCCUGGGAAAACCGACCCCUGAGUGGGACGAUCGCCUGCGCGAGAUGCAGACUGAAGCAGAGCGACGACGAUGCGAACUUCCGACACACAUGCACUGCCCUGCAGCCGGCUGCGACAUGGUGUUCUCGGGGGCGAAUGCCUGGGAUGAGCGCAUGGAGCACGUCGCCAAGCACCUUGAGAAGGCCUCUGAGGGCCGUGAGCCGAUGCUCUCAUUCGGGGGUGAUGAAGAUCCUACCCUCACCAAUUGGGCGGCGAGUCCCGAGGUCGGCGUCGUGCGCAAGACGGACGCUGGUGACUGGGAGCUGAUGCACCCCCUCCGAGGGCAGUCCGCCUCUGCCAGCGGUGUUGCGAAGAGAGGCGCGAAGGGUCACUCAUCAUCUAGUCCACAAGCAGCCAGGUAUGAGGAGGAGUUGGCGGAUGAUGUUGAUGCCGACGGCGAAGAAGACUGA